Messenger RNA from Patiria miniata (bat star), 3841 nucleotides. RefSeq names its product RE1-silencing transcription factor-like. Gene Ontology annotation, biological process: regulation of transcription by RNA polymerase II. The record is from RefSeq and is a predicted model, not a curated record. Gene Ontology annotation, molecular function: DNA-binding transcription factor activity; RNA polymerase II cis-regulatory region sequence-specific DNA binding. NCBI's taxonomy places the organism in Eukaryota, Metazoa, Echinodermata, Asteroidea, Valvatida, Asterinidae. The coding region runs from base 102 to 3167 and encodes 1021 amino acids. The transcript has 3 exons.
AACUUACACGGUGUAAAAGAAAAAUCAUGGCUCGUUGCUGUUCGUUCGGCGUAGGCCUUCUGCAACUGCAAGUAGUUUAGACUUUGCGUGUUGUCAACACCAUGAAUUCUGGGCAGGUAGAGGUUUCAAUCCAGCUCAAUAUGGACCCUAUGGAUGAUGUUCACAUCUGUGGAAGAUGCAAGGCGCAGUUUACAUCAAUAGAAGCCUUCUUCGGUCAUAAGAGGUCAGGGUGCCAGACCCAGCAGAACUCUCAUUUGCCUGUUAUAGCCAAUGUGUUAAAAGCAGCCUCAUUGGUGUCCAUACGUCAGUCUGGUGAUGUGAUAACUCCAGUGACGACUACCAGUGGGCCUGCCUGCACCCCUUCCACCACCACCGCAACCAGAAAACAAAAGCGAAAACCCAUUCUUUUGGCGACAUCACCUAAGGUUGCUCAACCAGCAGCACCUACAUGUAGCAAUGCCGCUCCCACCCAGCCCUGCGACAUAAGCACCUCUGCACACACCGGCCAAAUUUUGAACAACUCGGCUCCCUUGUGUAUUCCGGGGCUUCCGCAAACCGGCAGUGUUGCGUUAACACCAUUUACAGCUGGAGGAAAUAAGGGGACAACUGGAAACUGUAAAAGUGCUCAAGGCACCACUGCUGGUGGUAAAAAAUCCACUGAAGUAAAGAGUAAGGCAAAGGGUGAAAAAUGCUAUAAGUGCCUCUAUGAAGGUUGUGACUUUGCAACCGCACACUUGAAAGAUAUCAUCCGUCAUAAGAGGAUACACACGGGUGACAGGCCUUUCACCUGCAGCUUCUGCCAGCACCGUUUCACACGGAAGGACAAGCUCCAGCUUCACAUUCGCAUCCACAACGGGCUGAAACCGUUCAAGUGUGAGGAGUGCCCUUACGCAGGCCGGGACAGUGGUAGUCUGAAGAAACACAUGCGUACUCACACCAAAGAAAGACCCUUCAAAUGCCAGAUCUGCUCUUAUGCCAGCCGCAACUCCAGCCAACUGACUACUCAUCUUAGGAUCCACACAGGGGACACGCCGUUCCACUGUAAGCAGUGCUCUGCCAAGUUUAAAAUUAAGACUGACUUGCGGCGUCACAUGCGAAUCCACACAGGUGAAAAGCCGUUCAAAUGUUCCCUGUGCCCUUACGCCAGUGCACUGAACAGUAAUCUGAAGUCGCACAUGAAGAACAAUCACUGGAGGGAGAAGAAUUUCCAGUGCAUGGAAUGCAACUUUACGUGCUGCACCAAGAAACAAUUACGGCAACAUGAACGCACUCAUCCCUCACAGAACCCAAUCAAGUGCAUGGAUUGUGACAUCCUCUGUCAAAACAAGAGGGCCUUUCGCAGACACAAGCGUGUGCACAGCAAGGAGACACCUCAAAAGUGCCCCCACUGCUCUUACAAGGCCAAAUAUCACAGUCAGGUCGCCUGUCAUCUUAAGAAGCACCAUCCUGAUCUUGCAAAACAAAAGCAGCCAAAGAAAGCGGUCAAACGGAAAAAGCCAUCGGAGGCUGGCAAAGUGGAAAGGAAGAGAAACCCCAAACCAUCGACAGUUCAGCUGAAUGGCAAGAAGCCAUUUGUGUGUGAUAAAUGCACAGAUUCUUUCAUGCGGAAGGAGUCCUAUAUGAGUCAUAUGAGACAGCACCAACAGGACACACCCACCAUUGAAAGUGCAGCAUUGGCUGUGCUGCAGCUGCAGCAGCUUCCCCCGCCACCGACAACAUGCACAGUGCCAGCUUCCAUACCUGACCCAUUUAGGCACACAGCUAACCCAAACCAGAACAACAACAGCAUCUUCAGCGAGGUGAGUCCGAGAGCAAGUUCCUGUGCCAGCGAUAUUGAAAUGCUCUUGAGUGUCAUAAACUCUCAAGCACCUCUUCCUUGUGCUCUAGAUCCCAGCACAGAUUCUACAAAUUCCAUGCAGAAACAAUCACUUGGAAAUCCAACCCAAAAUGUGGUUUCAACGCAGUUACUUCAUACUUCUGCCCCAGCUGUUUCCCUUCCGAAUGCUUCCAAGCAUGGUCCCUCUAUCAACACUUACAGUAACUCUGACUUUCCAUCUCACUCCAUCACCAUCAUCCAGCCAGAGCACAUUGAAGGUGACGAGGUUACUCUGGAAGUUAUUUCCCACGAAACUGUCACUGAAAGCUCCAGCAUCACUCCAGAGCCGGCCAGUACUGGCUACAACUUCUCAGGCAAGCCGAUUGUGCUCAGACAGCUUCCUGCCGUGAGGAAUCCACAGUUUCUUCAGUUCCCACAGUGCCAACCACCACCUAUCCAGCCAACCAAUCAACAGCUGAUACGUACCCCAAUGAAUCAGUCCUCACCCCAGUUGCCGGUCCCUGUCGGCUUAAGUGUAGCCCCCAGAGGUUUCCUUCCUCAAUUCAAUAGAACCCCAUUCUCUGUUCCCCAUUCGCAUGAUGUUGUUGGUAAUCCGACUUUGACCCAGAAGUCCCAACCACAGGGGUUGCCCAACCCAACAAACCCACAGGGCUUUCUUCAACCGCCAUCAAUGCACCAGUCACUAACACAGCAUGCUAGCAACAUGCCUUUACUCAGUGGUUUACUUCAGUGCACAACGGCAUCAUCCACCAUUCCUGAAAUUUAUCACCUGUCAACCACAUCACAGCAAAAUGGUUUAACUCAUAUGAACCAGUUUCAAACAGGUCUGCCUCAGCCACAGGCAUGCACAACAUUUUCCACCUCCAGCAUGUUGCCCCCCACCAACAUGCUACAAACGGUGACCAAGUUCCCCUUGCAGCAUCCUCACGUUGAUAACCAUGGAAGCCAGCUGCACGUCAUGUCGCAGCACCAAGUGCAGGGUACCAAGCAACCUCAGCAGAUGUCUGUGCAGGGUGUGGCGCCAGCUCCACUCAUGGGUGUGCCUCCCCCGAUAGGACCGCCUAUGUCCAUCAGAGCACUCACGCAGCAUGUAACCAACCUUCCACAGCUGGGUCUGCCACAGCAGCGGCAGCCUGGAGAACCGAUCAGACAUCAAACUUUACCUCCUCAAACGAGCAUCCUUCACGUGCCACAACUGGCUCCCAUCUCAGCCUGCAAUACCCUCAUGUCACCCAGUGCCAUCACAGACAUUAAUAUCUCAUCGCUCAGGGUCAAGAAUCAAGGAACUAUCAUCCCAACCGCCCAGUCAGCCACUUCAAGUGCUAUCUAGAUUUCUGCCUGGUCGUCUGCAGUCUUGUGUGCGCAAUGUUUAUCUGUGCCGCUAACAAAGGCAGUUCACACUCUGUCGGAGAGGCAGGCUCCACAAAAGUGGAACCCGAUUUUGACGAUUGGAUGAUGCGGAUGAGCGGGGCCCAUCCUUGCAGGAGAAUCACGAUCUUACCUACAACUCAUCAGCUGAUGAAACGGAAGACGGCAAAAGAAGAAGAACAAAAAAAAAAUUGUCCGAGGGGUGCUCGGUGAUGCCCCGAUGACAUUAACUGAUGUUGGGACAUCAGGGUUCCUGACAUGGAGGGCAGAGGCAAUUUCACAGCUGAAGAACCAUAACUAUCUUGUUUUCCACUUCCCUCGUUUUUGCAUAUUCUUGUUCAGGCCUGUUGGUGCUUUGCUCUGUACUAAUUUUAAGGAGAAAUCCUUACCAGCUGGUUUGAUUCCCUCUCGUAUGCUUUGAGACUUCUGCUGUUUGAGUGUACGCAUCUUGUGUUUCCAUUAACUGUCCUUGCAACAGUUUGGAAAUAGAUGUCGUUUCUGUCUGUCAGUCGGUUAUACUGUCUAAUGGAAGAGUUAUUUCUAAAAUGUGAUAGGUCCAUUUAAAGAAGUGACAUUUAUCAAAGAAUUAAAACAAUAUAACAGCUGUUUCUAAACUUCAUUUUGCCCUGUAUUGUC